CCUCUUGUCUGCUGUUGUUGGUUAUUGCCACUUCCUGUUUGCUGUUGCCUGGUUGUUGUGAAAGCAGAAGGCAUGCUGGCCGCGUGAAACACUCCUGCAAUGCGAGAGGAAGACAGCUCACGUAUUUCUCGUCGCCCAUCUGACACAAACACUCACACCGAUUUGCGGCAUGGCAUCAGAGAGCGGUGUGAGUGCUUGGAGCUACGAGCAAGUGGCUCAGUGGCUGCAGGCUCAAGGAUUUGAUGAGUAUGUGGGUCUGCUGUGUGAAGUCCACCGCCUAGAUGGACCCAGUCUUCUGGUUCUGACCGAAGCUGACUUGCGCGGGCCUCCUUUGAGCCUCAGGGUGCUGGGAGACAUCAAGAGGUUGGCUAUAUCCCUCCGCCGGCUCCAGAGACAGAACCAAGCCCAGCUAGAGGAGCUGGGUCUCCAACCCAGAGACAGUCUCCCACCGGAUCCUGCUGCGGCGGCCGAGUGGGGCUGCGACAGAGUCGGCAGGCGCUGCAACGCAGGGGACUGCUCCGGGAAUGGCACUGAACUUCGACUGAGGAAUGGCGCUCGAUCUGAAUACGGAUCUGGAGCGACUCUGUGUCACACGCACUCCAACGGGAAGUGUCGGCAGCCGGCUGGAAGACUGGACCCGGAGGUGUGGAAGACUAUUUUGAGUAUAAUUUAUGUUUUUUUAGUCUUUGGUUUUACUUCCUUUGUUAUGGUGAUUGUGCACGAGCGUGUACCAGACAUGGGGACCUAUCCACCGCUCCCUGACAUCUUCUUAGACAGUGUUCCCAGAAUCCCUUGGGCUUUUGCAAUGGCUGAAGCAUGUGGCCUCGUCCUGUGCUACAUGCUUAUGUUGAUCCUGCUGCUUCAUAAACACAGGUCAAUUCUAAUUAGGCGGUUGUGUUCACUGAUGGGAACUGUGUUUUUGCUUCGCUGCUGCACCAUGUUUGUCACCUCGCUCUCAGUGCCUGGCCAGCACCUCAAGUGCGCAAGUAAGACGUACGGCAAUUUGAUCGAAAAGAUACAGAGAGCAUUGACAAUCUGGGUGGGAUUCGGGAUGACACUGACCGGCGUCCAAACAUGCGGAGACUACAUGUUCAGCGGACACACGGUCGUCAUUACCUUGCUCAACUUUUUUGUGACAGAAUUUGGGAAAUGCUGUUAUAAAAGGGAAGACAACUUGACUUGUACGUUGAUGGACAUAUAUCGAACAUAUAUCGUUUGCGUUCCACAAUGAUGAUGACAGCUCGACUCCCGGGAGAGGCCGAGAGAGAGGCAGGAAUUGUGACAGACGGUGGUUCGCCGAGAUCGCCGUGAUCCAAAUACGAACUUGUGAACGGUAGCAUCUUUAAAUAUAUGCUAUUGGAGCUGGAAUUACCGAGGACGGGGAAAAAAGCACAUCUAAAUGCCGCCGAGGGCCUCCGUGAUUUCGCGAUUUGUUCACGAGGCUCCAGAGCUCUGCGGUCUGAUAUCACAUUCUCGUAUGCUAUUUUUGCAAUACUUUUAUAAAUGUGAUUUAUUGACCUGUUUUGGAGUGCACCAAUCGUUUUAAAUAAAACAAAUUGAAUCAUGUCUAAAUGUUUUAUUGCGAUCAAUGCCUGCAAUAAAAAAAAGAAUGACAUACUAUUUGUGUUUACAUCAUAUGUACAUAACCUUGUAGCAUUUCCUUGUAACAAAACAAUCCAUGUCAGCCCUUCUGCAGUCGGCAAAUGUAAUAUAACUUGUAAUUUCACCACAUUUUGGUCACUAAUGGCCGUAGUAUCAAUCCAAUCCUCACGUUAACACAGGCUGACCGUUGUUAAUCAUUUUGUCCACGAAUGAUCAACGAAGUGACACGAACUGCCAUCCAAUCUCAUCUACGUGUCAUCUAGGUCGUGCUGAAUCAAUUUUUGAAGAUUCCAUGGGUUGCUCUGGCUUGAUUUCGUAGUUUUAUCGUCGUCAAUACACUGCUAAUAUACUGCUACGCGACCGGACCGGAAGUGCGAAGCAGACAUUUUCCAAGAUGGCGGCGCCCAUAUUUCGCUCAGGAAACUUGUCUAUAGACCCCAAUCACAUGACGUCACAACUCCGCCCCCUGACUGCAGCAGCCAUAUUGUCCAUCAGCUCGUCGUGUUUACACAUUACCGCUACGUACAUGCCUCCUAUUACGGCGUGUUAUUCUGCUCGUUAACAUUAAUAAUCAAAAAUGCGAAGGCGUGUGUGGCGGUUGGUUGCAGUAACAGAGAAGAUAGACGGAGAGACUUGAAGUUCUACCGUAUUCUGAGUGACCCGAAGAGGAGAGCGAGAUGGACUGCUGUAAUUCGACAAGAAAUCUGGGCACCAAACGAUCCACAGACUAUGUAGUAGUCAUUUUAUAUCUAGUAAGAUGCAUUUAAUAUAUAUUUAGAAGAUUUUGGGCUGACAACCACAAUUAAGAUCAUUGUGUGACGUUGGUGAUUGGGGUCUAUAUAGUUGCCUCUUUUUCUUUGGGAGUGGAGUUGUUUUGUUGGUGUUGGCGGUAAGCAGAGUAAAAAGAGGGAGAAAAAUACAACUUCCGUGUCUAAAUUUUCGCCGCCAAGCAAGCGUUACAAUAUUAAUUAAAAAUGAAUGAAAACUAAAUACUAUUGAAUAUGUCAUCAGUAUCAUUUUAAAAAUGUAAGUGACUGGUAAAAAUAGAUUAUGACUGGAUUUUUAUGACCCUGUCAGUCAAAAUGACAGACAACGAAAAUGUGUAGCGCAACCUCUGUUCCAGACCCAGGUUUUCGUGAGGCUGUUCCAGUACCUUUCAGCUUCUUUUUAACUUUGUAGACUGCACAUCUGGAUAUUCUCAGAUUUGCUGCAAUCUCAGUAGGUGUCAGACCGGCACGCAGCUAUUCAGGUACAGCUAAAGUUUUCUUCAUUUUCAGCAGAAGCACAGGAAUUGUAGAGACGAGAGAUUACCAGGUGCAUUGAGUGACCUUAAUGAAUCACUUAAGCAUGACAACCUAUUUAGAUAUGUUUUAAUGGCUUUUAAACAAGCAGUCAACUGAGUGUAAAGUUUUUUUUGGGUCACCCUGUACUUGCUUACAAAAACAUACUUCAAUGGCUGCACAUCAAUACCGAGGGAAAUACGGUCCAAAUCUUCAACAAGGAAAACUGCAACUAUUAGUGGCACUCGUCCAGCGGGGAAAAUGAACGCUGCUCAAUAAGCUAGCGGGCUAAUAGCGAGCAAACGGGGGGCAUCGCCGAGCCCACGCCGUUUACAGUUUGUCUGCCUUCUUGAAAUGUUAACUGACGUUCAAACCCACUUCCCAACGUGAAAGCAACACUCGAAACUAACAGAAAAUAGCGCUGGCGUGACAUCAAACAAGUCCGAGUGCAACAAAGGAAAGCGGACCGCACAUAUACUGUAGUACAGGGGUGGGCAAACCGGUCCUCGAGGGCCGCAGUGGGUCCUGGUCUUUGUUCCAACUGACCCAGCACAGAUAGUUUAACCAAUGCGGUUUCAGCAGAAAUGAGAAGCACCUGACUGCAAUCGACUGAUUGCACUUGUAAAACAGCAGAUUGGUGAAAAGGUGUCCUCUUAAUGGGUUGCAACAAAAACCCGCACCCACUGCGGCCCUUUGUGGAAUUAAUUGCCCACCCCUGCUGUAGUACAAUGAAAUACCUGAUAUGCAUAGCAAUUGCUGUAGAGAUCAACUAUUUAGAAUAAUUAGACCUAGUGAAUAAAAAAAUUAAAUGACAAAUAAUACACUGUACUUACCAUCAAGCAGAGAGAUGGCGGACGAGAAAAAAAAAAAAAACACUGUAGAAAAAAACAGCGUAUCUUGCAUGAGCGAAUAUGCAAUGUUGCUUUACCCUUUAAAAGUGUUUACUGAGUGAUCCUUACACUCUAAAUGCAACUCGUACCGUUAGCAUAGCAUUUGCCUUACCAUUGGCUUUAGCAUGGCGAGCAUCCUCUAAAACUCACCCUCACUUGUUUAUGUCUCGUCAUGACGUCCUGGUGGGUUUAAUUAUUUGCAAAAAAAAAAAAGUACCAUUAUUGCUGUGCGUGCAUAAUCAUAAUGAGGAAGUGCUGCGUUCGUUCGUUUGUAAAUUUGAAGCUGUUGAAGUUUUUUUUUUAAUUAAAAAACAUUAAUUUAAAUAGACGUUUUUUAGUUAUUCUUGGCCAAUCACAGACCAGUUGUGACGUGGGGCUGAGUUGCGUCACAUAUACUCUUGUUUUUAUCUCCAUUGCUGAUUUCAAUUAUUAUUAGUAGUAGUAGUUUUUGUUUUAUUUUUAUUUUAUUUAUUUAUUUUUAUUCUGUGAUUAAAUGCGAUCUUUUGUCUUCGUUUCUACGUUGUGUUGAUUUAAAUGUGAUUUUUAUGAUCUUCAUGUGAUGUAAAGCACUUUGAAUUGCCUUGUGUUGAAUUGUGCUAUAUAAAUAAAUUUGCCUUGCCUUGCGUAUCGCCUUGCCUUUAAAAGCUGGACAAAUUGUAUCUGGAUAAUAGUUUGUGCUGGACAGAUCACUGAAAAAGCUGAGUGCCUGUCCUUAAACCGGACAGAUGGUCACCCUAACUCAAUGUGACGCGGGACAUCAAUGCAAAGCAAAGCAACUUCAGGAUGAGCUUGUAGCAGCGAUGAAGCAAAUGUAUUUUAUUUUCGUUCAUUUCAUAAUUGAUUUAUUUCUUUGAUACCUCAAACUACUACCAAACACGGACAUCCUGGCUGUGUUUUACUGCAAAACAUACUGAUAAACUUUUUAAUUCAUUCUUCCGUUAAUGAUUGCAAGUUGUCCAGGCCCUGAGGUAGCAAAACAGUCUCAAAUCAUGAUGCUGCCUCCACCAUGCUUCACGGUGGGGAUGAGGUGUUGAUGUUGGUGAGCUGUUCCAUUUUUCCUCCACACAUGACAUUGUGUGUUACUCCCAAACAAUUCAACUUUGGUUUCAUCAGUCCACAAAGUAUUUUGCCAAAACUUCUGUUGGGUGUCCAAGUGCCUUUUUGCAAACAAUAAACGGGCAGCAAUGUUUUUUUUUUUUUAGACAGCAGUGGCUUCCUCCAUGGAGUCCUCCCAUAAACACCAUUCUUGGCCAUAUUUUUACAUUUAGUUGAUGUGUGCACAGAGAUAUUGGACUUUGCCUGUGAUUUCUGUAAGUCUUUAGCAGACACUCUAGAGUUCUUUUUUACCUCCCUGAGUAUUCUGCGCUGAACUCUUGGCGUCGUCUUUUGUGGACGGCAACAGAGCCAAACUCUCCAUUUGUUGACAACUUCUCCGACUGUCGAUUGAUGAACAUCCAGACUUUACGAGAUGGUUUUGUAUCAUUCUCCUAUGGGGGCCGAGAGGUGUCAGGCGAAAUGCAAAGUCCAAACACUUUGCAAAAAGAAAAAAAAGAACGAACACCAAUUGCAAACGCUUUGCAAAGGAAAAAAAGCACAAAUGCAAACUGCCACAACACGAUCCCCAUUUCCUAAAGCACGAACCCCAGUUGCCACAACAGGACAGCAAUUGGCUCGCAGCACAAAUGCAAAAGGCUCGCAAGACAAAUGCAAAGACAAAAGCAAAAUCCCACAGUACGACUCAAGAGGAUGACUUGGAAGUUAAAAAAAAAAACAAAAACAAAAAAAAAGGACGACGCUUUCUAUAUUGCUAUAUGUGCUUUGUGACCAUCUCUACGGACCUCCAUGAAGUUGCCCCCCUCCCAUCAAACGCAAAUUUACAUAAAAACUAUGUCAAUCGUUUGUACUGGUUUGUGCUGCAACGGUUUUGUAGAUACAGUAUUAUGCUUUUAUUCAAAUAUUAAUUUCGAGUGGUUGCGUCACUCGUAGCUUUUCCUUGGUUUAGCUCCCGCGGCUAAUGGAGCGUACCGAAUAGAUCAAUCACAAAGGUGUGUUCAACAACUAGCACAAACGAAUGGCACCACCUCGGGACCAUUUGCAGUAAAUUAGGGGCUUAGAGUGACGUCGUCACUCGAAAUUAUUAUCUCAACCCCCCCAAUUUACUGCAAAAUGGACUGAAAUUUGUUUGUGUUAUAACACAAACCAGCAAAAAUGAUUGACACAAUUCCUAAUCGAAAUGGGGGGCUGGCUGACCUCAGAUUUACCGAUAAAAGAAUUAGAAAUUUCUCUAGAACAAAAGCAGCACAAACAAAACUUUUACAGCACAAACGAUUGACAUUUUUACAUAAAUUUGAGUCUGAUUUGUCACAAAGCACAUAUAGCAAUAUACAAAGUGUCGUCCUUUUUUUUUUUAAACUUCCGGGUCAUCCUCUUGCUGUUGUGCUGCAGGUCUUUGCAUUCAUCUUGCGAGCCUUUUGCUGUCGUGUUGUGGCAAUUGGGGCUCGUGCUUUUGCCAAUUUGCAAUCGCGGCAGUUUGCAUUUGUGCUUUUUUUCUUUUGCAAAGCAUUUGCAAUUGGGAUUCGUGCUUUUUUUCUAUUUGCAAAGUGUUUGGACUUUUGCCUGACACCUCUCGGCCACUGUAUUUCCCAGCUGUUCGCAAAUCAAAAAUCAUUGAAAGCAGGUCUUCAGACAGCUCUUUAGACCGAGUCAUGAUGCACGUCAGGCAAUGCUUCUGAUCAAGAAAUUUCUCACUAGGUGUGUGUUUUAUAGUAGACAGGGCAGCUUUAAACCACUUAUCAGUUAUUGGGCACACACCUGAAUUAAAAUGUUUGGUGAAAAUUGGUUUCAAUUGCUCUUUAUGUCUCCUUAGGCAGAGGGUUCACUUACUUAUUUUCCCCCUUCUGUCAUUGCAUGUUAUCUUCAUUAAAAUAUGAAAACCUAUAAAUUUUUGGGUGGUUUUAGUUAAAGCAGACACUGUAUUUUCAUCUGUGUGAUUUUGACAAUGAUCAGAUCACAUUUGAUGGUGGUUUUAUGCAGGAAUAUGAGAGAUUCCAAUGGUUCAGAUACUUUUUCAUAUCACUAGCUCGCCGUGUUUUCAUGACGUUAUCACAAGAGGACUAAAGUUCUUCACACUUUCCGGUGGUAAAAUUUCAGCCUUUUAAUCGAAAACCGAAAAUGCAAUUUCUGCGAUUUUAGGCUGAAAGUGUUCGGCGCCGAAUUUGCGGCCAGAUCCCUUAAUUAUUAGGCUAAUGCCUAUGCUGCUUGGAGCUAGCAUACUCAGGGGACUGAAUCCAUCACGAUGAGAGUGUUCUUGCCUAAGAAGAUGUUUCAACUGUCAUCUAAGCAGUCUUCAUCAGUUCACUUAUAGGCUAAGAGUCGGUAUAGAAAUCCAACUGUUUAACCUCGAGGUUAGAAGCACACCCCAACUAUGAACGUUGUUACUCUCUUGAGAUGCAAAACAACAGUUGAUGAGACGCAAUAAAGAUAAUUCUUUGUUUGCUAACAUUUGUAUGGAAUCGCCCUCUUUAAUAUUGUUUUAACGAUGGGGGUAGUGGCGCCUGACACCUGAAUGAAGCUGUGUUGUACGUUUGUUAUUUCUGAGAGGCUAAAUUAUUGAGUGUCUUUGGUAUGGAUGAAAGGAUGUUGUGGGAGAUGUCGUAAGCCUGCUCCUCCCUUUGCAUCUCGAUUGUGAGCGAUGGUGUUCAUUAAGUGCGGUGCAGUUAGUGCAGUUUUUUUUUCCAUCCUGGGAAAAGGAACGUGUCUAUUUGAGGGAGGUGUUUAUUUGUUUCCAGUGAAUCAAAUAAAUACAGUGGGACUUUGAUUUUCUUGUGCACAAGUUCAUUAUAAAAUGUGGUUUCCGACAAUUAUUAUGGUUUUCUUCGUCUUAUUCACUUGAUUUUACGCACACUCACCCCGUCUUUCCUGUCCUCCCUCUUGGAUGCCUAAUGCUGUCAAUGGCACUAAAUGAGUUAAAGGGGAAGUUCAGAAUUCAUGACAUUAGGCUUAAAGUGCGUAUGACGCCAAAAAACAUGUUUAUGUUUACCGUUAGCGCAGUGUUUUAUGCUCCUGAAUAAAAUGUACCCCUUGGAUGUGCGUGGAAGCGAUGGUUUUAUAUAUUUCAUUUUUAAACCCCACGCCAUGAAAAUGAGUAACUUCCGGCUCCAGUCUCGGGUUCAGGAUGAAUGUGAAUGUGACGUCACCCGGGUCAGCAUCUCACAAUACAGCAUUGCGUUAUAGCAUUCACAUGGACUGCGGAUUCAGCUGAUUAAUUCAUCUAUUUUUCGCAUCACGCCAGUCAAAUGUGCUGCAGAAAAUUGUUGCUGCACCAGGGAGAGGCAUGUGAGCCUUUAGGAGUUUCAAAAGGUUCCCAUUUACCGCGGAUAUUGGCCAAAACAAGCCCUACUACUGAGGGACCAUUGGACUUAAGAGGAAAUAAGUACCGUAUUUUUCGGACUACAAGUCGCACCAGCCAUAAAAUGCCCAACGAAGAGAAAAAAACAUUUAAGUCGCAUUUUCGCAGGGGAAAUUUACUUGAUAAAAUCCAACACAUAUAUAUGUCAUCUUGAAAGGCAAUUUAAUAUAAAAAUACAAUAGAGAACAACAUGCUGAAUAAGUGUACAGUGCAUGAACAACGAAAUGCGAAUACACUGUCCUCACCAGGACGCUACAGCUCGGUCCUGGCUAUACAGCGAGCUAAACUCCCAAAUGACGAUGCUGGACGUCCGUAUAAUUUGCUGAAUCAAUUUCGUCCUCGAUACCAAACAGUUUCGCAUCAACGUAAAUAAAUAAUAAUUAGGUGCUCCUACAGCAAUGACACAAACCGUUAGCAUGCGUUCGCUAGCAUUAGCAUAUCGUUCAAACAACCACACAACUGGCUCUAAGUGUCCGAUCGCGGGUGGAAAACACAACAACAACAGAAAAGACUAUACACACAGGCGUUGCCUCUGUAGAGAUAUUUUACAAGCAUAAACAAUGAACGUAGGUUCGCAGCCCUGUUUCUCUCUCGCUAACUCGCCCACUCACGCAGAGCUGCGUAGCUGUCCGUCUUCUUCUGGCGUGUGAGUGCUCUUCUUCACGUAAACAAGUGCGAGUGCGCCCCCACGUGGGUGUGAAAGCGCCACAAACUAAAAGCAUGGAUUUCAAUAUAAAAAAGUCAAUAAUACAAUUGAACACACAUUGCCAAAGGCAGAAUGUGAGCAUGACCAUAGCUAUUAAGAGUUAUUCAGAUAACUAUAGCAUAAAGAACAUGCUAACAAAUUUACCAAAACCAUCAGUGUCACUCCAAAACACCAAAAUAACAUGUGAAAUGAUAUCAUAAUGUGUUAAUAAUUUCACACAAAAGUCGCUCCUGAGUAUAAGUCGCACCCCCAGCCAAACUAUGAAAAAAAACCACGAUUUAUAGUCCGAAAAAUACGGUAAACAUCGUAUUUCGUGUUAUGUCAAAUACUGGGAUCAUGGCACACGUUUUAAUACUGAGGUGACUUUCAUUUUGUGGCUGACAUGCUCCUUGUCCACCGAAAAUGCCACUCGGCCAACAACCGGUGGCUUGUCGUGCAUCCCGCCACCGGGAGAGCACUAUACUCUGCUUAUUGCCCUCUUCGUGGGCCCGGUGUUCUGUCAAAUUUUCAACCCCAUCAGAAUUUGCAACUUUUGUUAAAAUUGGCCGCGAAUACAGCAAUUACAAAGUAAACACUACAACUUUCUUUAAAUAAAGGACUAUUUACUUACGUUUGAUCAUGGACGGACAUGUAGAAAAGUUCUCCUCAGACACAUCCUCCAUGUUAGCUGCACAACAACUGCAAGCCGCUCUCUCACUGUUUACGUCUUCGCCGUGUAGUAAAACAUUAUUUUACGCCAUAUUCGUGUUGACCACGUGGCAGCUACACGCUCCUUCGAAGUCGGCCGGUGUGUGCAGCUGCUUCACCGGCAGACUAGCUCUCCAGCCCGCAGCAGGGGAACGAGUCUGGCAAGCUGCAACUUGCUCGCCGCUGGGCGGGUUGCCGAUCGGCGAAGACAAUCUACAACCCCGCCGCCGUGUGACAUGACCCUGGGUAGUUUUGUGUGAUUUUUCGCUUUGAAAACCAAGAAAAAUAAUUUGAAACAUCACUCUGUUCGGGUUAGCAUGUCGGCUAGCUGUCACGCCUCCUGGUUUGCUUACGCUCUCCGAAGCUGGGCAGGGAAAUGACAAAAGCCGGACUAACUCCGGCAUAAAAUAUAGUUUGGGAGGUGCUAGAAGUGGACAGUUCUGACCAUUAUGGAGUAAUUUUGCCAUGUCGUACUGAACAAAUGCAUUUUGAAUAUUUCAUAUUCCAUUUAGCACAAGACCGUUAUUGCCAUGACCAUACCAUUUAUUUAUCAAUUGGGGAAAAAUACUUCGAUAAAAAGAAUAUCCUGUAAAAAUAUUGGGAGAGACUGGAACAAUGACAUUUUGCGGCUCUCUUUGUCGCAUUUUUCUUGUUCUGAUUAAUUCCCCCUCAAUGGCCUGAAUUCUAAAUCAGAUGAACCCAUGACCCUGCCGACGUCAUCCUCCUGUUGGGGACGCUAGAGCCCUAUAAUGGUCGGCGUGGCUAAACGGCAGAUUAAAACACUUAAUUUCUCGUCAUCUGCGCUUUGCCAAAUUGUUGUAUAUAGUCAAAUCGUCUCAAAAUAUGAUUGUAAUUCACAUAAUAAUGCUAUUUAAGACUUUUAUAUCCUGUCGUUGGCAUUUUAAUCCUCAAAUUAGCAAGGGUUUAAUUAGUCGGUGGAGUUGAUUUUAACACAUUUCGUGCAGUGUGUUAGGUAUUUGUUAGUUUCAGGGCUCUGGAGUGGCUAAGCUAGCGUGAGUCAAUGUUACAAUCUUAGGAUGCCAAUAUAAAACGAUAUUAACAAAUCCAGGUGUUUUAGGGAGGUCAUACAGGCACGUGGAAGCCACUUAACGCUACUUUGACUUAUUUAAAGGACAUUGUAGACAGGAUCAGCCUGUAAUGUAGGUUUUCCACUUUCAUGUUGAGUAAAUUCUGACCUCAGUGGGUUGAUACAACUUAUUUUCAUUGAUAUUUUUUGUGUGAUUUUGUGUUCAGCACAUUCAACAAUGGAAAUAAUAAAGUAUUUAUUAAAAAUAUUUCAUUAUUCAGAUCUACAAUGUUGUACCUUAGUGUUCCCAUUAUUUUUUCGAGCAGUGUAUAAUAAUGUCAAUCAUUUUGAUGGAAAGAAUACAGGUUGGCAUGCAUUAACUUUGAGUUAGGUACUCUUCGAUGAGGGUGAUACCCUCAAAACUUACAAAAUCGAGCUAACAAGCAAGUGAAAUCCUGUCUUCUACCAAUACUGACAAAUACAUUUGAGUGUAUAUGUCUCAACGGGCUUCUGAAAUAGUUGACAAUUUAAAAGAGGUAGUCACUUAAUCAGUUUGUCCCAGGUGAUACCUUUCCAGUUAGCAGAGUCAACUUAAAAAGCAGGAGAAAAUCGCUCAUCAACCAAGAUUAAUAAAUAUAUGGCGGAAAACACAGAUAAGACUGAAAAACACUCUUGCACACCUCUUUAAAAUAAACUGCUGUAUUUUAAGCCAAAAUAAAUGUUGUGUUUGAUAGAAUGCAUAUGUCUAUAUGCUGCCACAGCAGAUUCACGGCGCAUUAAGCCCCUGAACUAUUUUUAAUUUGUCCGUUUUACCCUGGAAACCACUGUCUCCAGACAUCGCGCAACCGCUUUUGUUUCAACCCAGCCCUAAAAAGAAGGUAAUUACUUAUUUAUUGCUCGAAAUGUCAGUCAUUUUUAGCGUAGAAUCAUUAAUUGAUGUCUAAUAUUUACUGUAAAAAAAACAACAACAAAAAAACGACUUUGAUUACUGCGAUUUCUGCAUCGCAACCCUUGUUAUAUUACCAUGGUUCACUCAUAAAAUCCGCCAAAACCCGGUUGUGGCCAUUCACAGCUGUAUCUUGACACUAGGUGAUACAUGCUACAUGGAGUUUUUGGAUCGAAAGUGGUAAGUGAUUAUGCUAUAAUAUCUCGUUAAAAUCAUGGCGUCUUUAAUUCUGCUCUCGCGUGCUCUCACCUCCAGUUAGUUUCUGCUGUUUAAAAAAAUGUUGUUUUUUUUAAAUGCACUCUUGUUCAAAAUUUUUCUUCCUUCAGAAAAUUGAGAUUUUAAGUUUUCCAAUGAUGUAUCACACAUGCACAUAGAACAUUUUUGAAAUUUGGCCAAAUUGGGGGUCUCAGAGCGGGACUUCAAGUCACCUGAGUGUUUCCCGCCUUAUAAUUACGCCACUCAAAUAACAUAACUCAACAUAUACAUCAUAAAGAAUAUAUGUGACAACCAGCCAAUCAUAUGAAUAGGGUCUGCACUAGUCGAAGCAAUAUUUGUAACUAUUCAAGGCUCUGUUACCCGGAAGUAAAAUCCUAUGAUGGAUUAGAGAUGGACCAAUACCAUUUAUUAGCAGUUAGUGGGACUGAUAACUAAUUUUUGGAGCCGAUAUUCAUUUGCAGUGAAAGUGUAAAAAUUGGCGUAAGAAAAUUGAAUAAUGUAAACACUAAACUUAUUUGAAAUGCCUAAAGCAGGCUUGCCCAAGUCGUGCCUGGCACCGCCAGACUAUUCUCCCUGUAUUUUUCAAACACUGUGAGAAGAGUCUGGGACCCAUCUCCUUAUUAGCCUCUCCAGCCAGAACGAAAUCAUCCGUGCAAUCAGAUUCGUAUAUUUGCGUGACGUGUUCUUAACGAGCAACGUCACUCUUGCGCAUUGGAAGUCGUCUCCACAAUAACACAGAUGGCAAAAAACACAUCGAGUCGCUAAAACCAACAGCCUUGUCUUGCGCUAGCCAUGUUGAAUAAAAUUGCUUUGCACCAUGCUAAGGCGAAUGCUACGCGAACGCUAUGAGUUACAUUUAGAGUAUAAGGAUCAAUCAAUAAACACCUUAAAAGGCUAAAGCAACACUGCUUUAUUGUCUCAAGCAAGAUAAAAAUCAAUCCUACAAUAUUUACAAAACAGGAAAGCCUGAAGCUUCCUGUAGCAGUAUCCCUUCAAGCUGCCUCAGGGUCCUACUGUCAGUCAGCAGCGGCCACAGUUGGCCACACUUAUGCCUGAUCAAAAUCCUUUCCAAAUGUUCUAAAAUCCAAAAUUUUCAAAUAUCAGCGCCAAUAAUCGGUCUGUCUCUAUAUUGGAUCCCUAUGGAAGUAGCACAACUCUCAUUCUACAUGACACUGGGAUUCAUGUAACACAGACUUUACAAACCAAUACAAAAUAUUUGGAUUCUGACUCCUAAAAAAAAAAAAAAAAAAAAAAAAAAAACUCUAUUGGGCCUUACUUUAUGGCAUGAGGUGUUACUCAAAUGUUGCCCUAACUUAAUUAUUGUGACAUAUUGCUAAGCAGACCGGUGGGUUUAUUGUUUUUGAGUUUUUAAUAAAAGCUUUAAUUGGAUCCAGAUUAUUUUAAAAAGGAGAAUGUUCUGUAACAAACUAAUCAGAAAACUGAGGCUGCACUAAGAAUGAGACACAGCAACUGAUUAAGGAAUGACUUGAUGUUUUGUUGAUAUGAAAGAAUAAGCCAGUCAUUAUUGUUUUUUUUUUCUCUCCGAUACAAUGAAGUCAAACACACGUGCGUAUCAAUAUGCGACUUCAUUGUGCAAAUCCAUCUGGAAAUCAUUUGUUCUCAGGACAUAAAUCUUUAAUAACCAAGCAUUUUAUUUUUAAUGAGGCCUCAGUAAUUAGCAAUUAGAGGCCAAACAUAUUGUACUGAAAAUGCCUUUGCGCUUGUUAUUUUUUACUCCUUUUUUAUUCAUUCUUUAUCCAUACAGGAAUAUUUCUGUAAAGUGAAAUAAAAGAGCUGCAUUGUUAUUAGAAUUUGUACAAUAUUGUUCAAAAUUAUUCAACCCAUGCAAUGGAUAAGUGUUUUUGCAAGUUUGACAUUCAUUUUUCAUCUUGUUUAUGAUCACAUCAAAUAAUGACAUAUCAAACAGACAAAUACCACUGAAAUAACCAAAAUAUUUUUGGGAAUAUUCCAAUUAAUGGCCUUUCUGCGAAUACCUCACUGAGAAAAUUAUUCAGCCUCCCAAGUCCACCACUCUUAAGAACAAAGGUUCCCAUCAGGUGUUGUCAAACAGCUGUUGAAAGCAUCUGUAGAUGUGAACGGAACCCUAAUGAGCAGCAAUUAAGCAGAUUUAAAAUGACUGUGACAAAUGGCUCUUCUUGGCGGUUAAUGACAUCUUUACAACAUGAUGAAAUCCAAGGAAUGGUCAAUAAAGUUAAGAGAGGAGGUAAUUUCACUUUAUAAGCAAGGGUAUGGAUAUAAAAAGAUAGCAAAAGGACUAAAAAUUUCAAGAGACAGCAUAGUCCGCAAGUUUAAAGCUAAAGGCACAGUGGAAAUGCUACCUGGGCGUGGUAGAAAAAGGUCACUGUCUGCAACUCCUGUGCAAUACCUGAAGCAAAAGUUGAAGAAAAAUCCCCGGGUGACAGUUGAGGAACUACGACAGGACUUGUCAUAGGAAGGUAUUCAGGUUUCAUCCUAGACAAUAAGACGCACACUGCAAAAUGAUAGCUUCCAUGCAAGCACAAAAGGUAUGCCAAAAACCAUGUGGACAAACCACAAAGGUUUUGGGAUAAUGUUCACUGGAGUGAUGAGACCAAACUGGAACUUUUUGGGCCAAUGGAUCAGCGGUACGUGUGGAGGAGAAAGAAUGAUGCUUAUAAAGAAAAGAACAACCUAUCUACUGUGAAGCACGGUGGGGGGUCAGUCAUGCUCUGGGGUUGUUUUGCUUCUUCAGGUACAGGGAAUCUUCAGCGUGUGCAAGGUAUUCUGAAUUCAGUUCAAUACCAGGAGCUCUUGGAUGCAAAUUUCAUGCAGCCAGUUACAAAGCUGAGGCUUGGGAGUGGUUGGAGCUUCUAACAGGACAAUGAUCAUAAGUCACAGACUUCAUAACCUAUUGACAUGACACAGGAAACGGUGCCGAUUCGUACUAUUUUCAAAAACUUCAAAUUUGAAUAUUUUUCAAACCAAAGCUGCUAUUGACCUAAAACUAAAACAGGCACCUACCUUACCUAUAUAUGAGCAGUGUUGUCAGCAACGCGUUAGUUAGUAACGUGUUACUGUAAUUUGAUUACUUUUUUCAGUAACGAGUCAUCUAACGCGUUCAUUUUUCUACACCAGUAAUCUGAUUAAAGUUAGUUUCCUUAGUGUCUCUGCGUUACUAUUUUUUCAUUGCCGCAUAACGUAUGUAGAAUGAAGAAUAUUGUAGUCAUGUACAAAGAGCAUUUUGAAUGGAAAUCAGCAAAAGGUUGGACCCCCUACAUGCGCGGCCGUUUUGUAGCUUUGCCGUAGCAACGACGGGCAGUCAUCGCUCCAAAUUGGCAAGCUUUGUUUACAUCAUAUAUGCGUGUUGCACAUUCAUGCCCUGAGGAUAUGUGUUCGUUUAGCAUCUGUGGGAUGUGUUGUAAGUCCGACUGAGUGUAAAGUGCUUAGUUGCCGCCACGUUUCGUGGCCAAAUUGACCGCGUGUGUGUUGAGAGGAGUACUUCCGGGUUGUUAAUGUACACGGCUGCACGCGCAUCUGUGCCCGCCACCACCUUUGUGUUUAUUGCACUGUACAAUCCAUUUGUGUGUUGUUGAUUAUUGUGCCGUCAGUUUGCAUUGUUUUACAUUGGCACUGAUAUGCUGUUAACCAUAACCCGAAAUUCAGAAGUUUUGACAUUAGGCUUAAUCUUAAGAGUUAGCGGAGUUUAAUUGGUCGGUGGAGUUGAUUUCAACAAAUUCCAAGCAGUUUGUCAGAUAUUUGUUAGUUUCUGGGCUCCGGAGUGACUAAGCUAGCGCGAAAUUCUGAUAUUCCCCUUAAAAUUCAAUAAUCGGAAAGUCAAUUACAUGUGAUGACAUUUUUCUGUUGUCAUUCUUAUGUUGAGGCGGCAAAGGGAGAAAAAUGGGUAAAAAGUAACUGAUAGAUUACUUUUAAAGUAACUUAGUUACUUUGAUAAUGAAGUAACCAGUAAAGUAACUAGAUUAUUUUUUUUGAGGAGUAAUCAGUAAUUAAAUUACUUUUUCAAGUAAUCUGUGACAACACUGUAUGAGUCUCGAUGAGCAGCGGUAUAAAAAAAUUCAAAGUCGUUCCCAUAUAAAAUCCCGAUUAAUUAUUUUUAUAUAAGUAUAACACAAUUUAAAAUGGCUAUAAAAGUCUCAGAUUUUACACUAGAUGCACAAAAAUCACCAAAUGCAGAGAUAAUCACAUAUUUUUAGGAUCAAUAGCAAUAUUUAACAUGUAAGUUUUGACCAGAAUAGCGACUUUGUCUUUUUUUAAUUUACUAUAAGUUUUCAACAGCUAAUAAAUCACUCAAUUUAACAUCGAAAACUUAACACUUGAAGAAACAUGCAAAAUCAAUUAUAAAUAAUAUGUCAAUAGAUUAUUAAUAAAUAAAAUAAAUGCUUUAAUUCCCAAAUUCUUCAUAGAUAUGGACGUAAAACAGUCUCGAUUCUUGGUUAAAAGCGAAGAAACGGUGCCGUUAGCAUUUAUUUUACGUAUAUAUGUCAAAGUACAAUGCUACUCUGUUAGCGAAUGAGGCUAGUAGCCGCCUGACGUAAACAGCGCUUUUCUGGUGAAAAUUCUUAUGAAUAAAUGCUUAAAUCCCUAAAUUCUUGAUAGAUAUGGAUGUCAAACAGUUUCGAUUCUUGGUUAAAAGCAAAAAAAAAAGCGUGCAAGUAGCAUUUAUUUCACGUAAAUAUUGCCAACUAUGAGGCUAGUCAGUUACGAAAAUUAGCCGCCUCCAUGUGUUAACAAAGAAGAAACUAAAUGCUAAAAAUCACUGAAUUCUUUGUGGAUAUGGACGUAAAACUGUCUCGAUUCUUUGUUAAAAGAGCACAAAAAAAAAAACGGGCAGUUACACAUCAAUUUUAAGUAGGGCUGCAGCUAUCGAAUAUUUUAGUAAUCGAGUAAUCGACUGAAAAUUCUAUCGAUUAAUCGAGUAAUCGGAUAAAACAAAUAUAUUUUUAGGUGAAGAGCAAUUAUAGAUUUACAUGAGAAAACAAGACAUUUUAUCAUUUUCAGUCAAUCAAUGUCUUUAUUUUUUAUGUAUAUUGUUGAAAACAGCGAACAAUUGCAUCUCUGAUGUAACUAGAAUUAAAAAAAAAAAAAAAAGACUAAUUCACUGCUUUCACUCAAAAACCUUUAGAUCUUAUUUAAAAUAUAUAUAUAUAUGUAUAUAUAUAUAUACACACACCUAAAAAUGCCUUUACGCUUGAUAACACACAUCACUUAAAAGUUAGGAUUUUCCCCCACGUUUUUCAAUUGAAUUUCUAUUUGUGUCAAGCCAUUUUUAAGUUCUAGUUAAGGUCCUGAUAGGAUUUUGAGUUUUUGCACUGUUCAAAAUAAAUGUAUGAUACAGGCUGUAUUGGAGCACAUUAGGGACUAGUGCUACUUGAUGUUUUAUCCAGCAAUGACUACUGAGCUAAAAUUGAUAGUUAGCAUUAUUGAGUUUUUAUUUGACACCCUUAUCACUCCACAACGCUAUGUUAUGUUAAAGCCUGUAUGUAAGACACGUUAGCCACGCAUCGAAAGUGGUUUUAAUUGAUUGAAACCUAGCCCUCCGCAGGGCUAACGUAAGAUGAGCUAGUAGUGACAGUAACGUUAACCUUAUAUAUUAGCGCUUAGCGCUCUUUAUUAGCGCUUAGCGCUCUACUGCUUUAAGAUGGCGGCUGUUUGCUAACGCUGCCCAGACGCGGCCUAGUCUGUCAUUGCGCAUCUAGUUCAACAUACAUGUGAUCUCUAUGAGACUUACCAGACGCUAGCUGCAACUAAUGUAGCAUGUGCGGGCUAGUAUUUAGCAACGUCGGCGUCGUUUGUAGCGGUUGUCGGUAGGCCUGAACGAUAUAUCGUUUAAACAUCGCCAUCGCGAUGUGCACGUGUGCAAUAGUCCCAUCGCAAGUACUUGCAAUAGUUUUAUUUUUUUUUAAUCCACAAAUGUAUGUUGCUCCAUGCUUUCUCUGUCCCGAGUUGAUCGCUUUAGUGACACUCACACAACCUCCCUGUCCCUCUCCCUCCUUCCCUCUCCUAGGUCUUUGUUCCUCUGCGCACUUGCUUAUUAAAGUUAACGAUGGUUGUGUUUGAUCUUGCCACAGAGGCGGACUUCAAUCACACCGCAUCUUUCAGUCGUCGUUUAACUUGUUAAGCACGUGUUGCAUGAAGGAAGCGUGCGCUGGAAUGAAUGUGUGUGCGUGGAAACGUUGGGGACAGCCGGUGUUCUGACGAAUGGGUAUGCUUUGUACACCUGUUGUGUUGUGUCCUGGAAAUAAACAGUAGAAGUGAUUCUGCAGCCAAGGUAGAUAAACAGAAGCAUUAAAUAAAGCAAAGCAUUUUUCUACUACAGUACAUUAUUCUUGUUUAAAAAUGUUUCGAUGAUCUGCACGUGUGGUACAUGAUUGGAAAGCUUAAAAUCUCAACUUUCUGGGGGAAGAAAAAUUUUUAACAGGAGGGCAUUUUUAAAAAAAAAAAAAAAGUUUUUUAAACAGCAAAACCCUAGCUGGAGGUGAGAGCAUGCGAGAGCAGAAUUACAGACACCAUGACUUUAACGAGAUAUUAUCGCGUACUUAUCUUGUUUCGAUCCAAAAGCUCCAUGUCGCAUGUAUCACUGAGUGUCAAGACACAGCUGUGACUGGCCGCAGCUGGAUUAUUUCAUUUUAUUUUAUGGGUGAAACAUGGUACUAUAGCAGAAAUCGCAGACAUCAAGGAGUGGUCGAGAUUUUCUUUUUCAUAUAUUUACCCUUUUAAACGUUUUUUCCCCCAAUUUUUCUUUUUUCGGGUAAGUUAUUUAUCAUCUAUCAUAGCAGGGAAAAUGCGACAGUAACAAAAAAAUACAAUUUAGCGAAAGUUAUGAGGUAGAUAUCCGUGACUUUUUUACAGACGCCAUAUUUUUCAUUGUGACAUAAUUUGUUUAAAAAUUGAAAAUAUGCGAGUGAAUCAUUUUUUAAAGUUAGCCAUAUACAUUUUGUAAAGCAUAUUUUAGGGGGAACAUUUUGAAAAAAAC
Molecule: messenger RNA, 18732 nt
Organism: Corythoichthys intestinalis (scribbled pipefish)
Lineage: Eukaryota; Metazoa; Chordata; Actinopteri; Syngnathiformes; Syngnathidae
Product: sphingomyelin synthase-related protein 1-like
Exons: 6
Coding region: 170-1231 (353 amino acids)
Biological process (GO): ceramide biosynthetic process
Cellular component (GO): plasma membrane; Golgi membrane; endoplasmic reticulum membrane
Molecular function (GO): sphingomyelin synthase activity; ceramide cholinephosphotransferase activity; protein binding
Source: RefSeq, a predicted model, not a curated record